Molecule: messenger RNA, 618 nt
Organism: Ambispora leptoticha
Lineage: Eukaryota; Fungi; Glomeromycota; Glomeromycetes; Archaeosporales; Ambisporaceae
Source: the annotation of a GenBank genome assembly
AUGUCGUCGCCUUCGUCUAGUAUUAGUUUUAGUGUAGAACCUUCAGGGAAUUCGCGCGAGCCUUCUGUAAGAAGUCGUACUAACAGUGUAUUUACUGACAAUUCAAGUACUAUACGUGACACUGACUCCUUUACCAGUGACGUGUCAUCGAUAGUUAGUGAAUCUGGUUUAGCAAGAAUCAAGAAAAAGCGAAGUAUUUUCGGCACAAUUAAACGAAUUGUACGAAAAGAUAAGAGCAAACGUGCGGACGAGAUAAGCAAUAUGCAAAAGGACAUUAUAACUGAAAUGAUUGCGUACACUUAUUCUCCCGCACAUAAAAAUGCAUUGCCUGUUUGGAAUCAACGACUUCAUCCUGAAGCAUUUUAUACUAGUAGACUUUUAAAUUUUCCUGAAUUAAGCAAGCUAAGUCAGAAACCCGACAGUAAAAUCUAUAAAGAAGGAACAUUUUUAUUUACUUCAUUAACAACAGACAAUUUUACUCAGAUUUCAAAACCUUCAAUUGUACUUGGAACGAGUGCGAAUUCAGAUUACGAGUUUCGAGCAUUGGAUUACAAUAUUGAUAUAUCGGUCGAUACCGGAUUAGAAGAUAUAUUUGCAAAUUUUCGACUAAGCGAUCAA